AUGAAGCAUGAAGGCUGCAAUGAGGUGCAUAACAUGACAAACAAGACUCCAGAAUUUGAAUGUUUAAGAAAAGCACAGAAAGAUGAUAAAGUAUGUACAAUCAAAAUCAGAAGUAAUUGUGAACUGCCUGUCAGCUCUUGCAUUCCUGUUGACAACACGGUUCACACAUCUAAAUCGUUAUCUGGCCCUGCUACAUUUUCUAACUGUGGUUUUCCACUUUCAAAAACUGCCUUAUCACAAACAACAUCAUCACAUAGUUAUUUUAAUACGCAAACUGGAACAUCAAUAGUGCAUGUUACCUCUCCUAAUCGAUCUGCAAGUCAAACUUUUAGAGAAAAUUCUAUUUAUAUUGAGCGCCAAUGGGAAAUGUUGAAAGGAAAAAUGAUGCAUUCUAAUAAAAUUGAUCCCAAACAUUUUAUGAGAAAUAACGAUAACUAUGAUGAACAAAAGUAUGACCUUGACUUCAAAUUCAUAGAUGAGUCUUCCACAAAUGAAGUAGAUGAUGCAGAACAUAAGAAUUCAUUGUUCAACAGGAGUACGUCAAAUUUACACUCAGAUUCAAAUACAAACAAACCACUGUGUUUGCGGUCAUCACCAGCAGCAGUUGGAAUAACAAGUAGUGUUUCAUUUGAUGGAUUCUUGCAUAACUCAGUUCACCAGAAAACUAAGCAUGGAAAGUUAAAUGGGCAGCUGGUUCCAAACAGCAUGGACCACUCUCUCAUAACUGAUUGCAAAAAGUCUUCCUGUAGUUCUCAAGGAUUAUUGGGAGUUAGCACUAAAUCAAUAAUAAGUUUUAAAAAUACAUUGUCAUUUUGCAACACGGGCAUUGUAUCCAGCACCAGUAGUCCAGUUAGUUCUGCAAGUUUUUUCUCUGCAGCAACUGGAGCUAAUCGAAUUUCUAAUGAGAAACCUCUUUUUAUCCGAAGUUUUAAAGAAGAAUUUCUUUCUGGUACCAACUUAACUCAACAAUCAUUAUUAUUAGCACAUGAAGGGAACAAAGCAUCUAUUUCAUCUUUGCCCAUCCUGGUAAGCCCAAAAUAUGCUAAUUUGUGUUUUACUGAGGCCAAGAAGUCAACGUUGGCUGCUGAGAACGUUUCAAAUAAAGAAGCAUUGGAAUGUGUGUCUAGAGAAACAGUCUGUACAUCUCUCAUAACUGCACCACUGCAGUCAGCUGAUGUUUACUCCUCCUCCUCAACAACAACAGAAAACAAAAACACAACUGCUCAAGACCAGUCUGAAACACAUGACACAGAAAAUGUAGUGUCAACAUCGUCAUCCCCAUCCUCUAAAGUGGCCGACAGUGUUUUGAAAUCUAUCAAGUACCAGGAAAUGUUAUCACGCAAGACUUUAAAGAAGAAGCAAAAGAAAGAAUUAGUGUUGACUGCAGAGAAAGUACCUGAUUAUAAAGGAGAUGCAUCCCUUGAUGAUAUCAUUAACUUUAUAAACAAUGAAGGUAAAACAGUUAAUAAUCAGGAAAGAGUCAAAGUCACCAAAAAAUCUAAAAAAAAGGUUAAUAAAGAACGUGCAAACCCUAAAUUAUGUGAUCAGAAUAUAACAUCAAGUUCUGAACUUAUUUCACCUUCCAUUAUCACCAUAAGUUCUCAAGCAUCGUUGUGCAAUGUUGUUGACGUUAAAUCUCUCUACCAAACAACAAUAGCAUCAUCUGCAUCACAACAUAAGUCAAUAAAUGUAAUUGAGGUGCUGCCUAAAAUCACUGCUGUUGAAAGUGGUGAAGUGAAUACCCCUGUUAACUCGCUGCAUGCAUGCCAGACAGAUGAAAAUGCAGAGACAAAAAAUAAGAUAGAUAAUAAUAUUAUGAAAUAUAAUCCAAAAAAACUUACUAAAACGUCUUCUUUAGACUGUGACAAAAAUAUAGCCAACACUAUCAAUGAUGAUUACAAUUCAUCUCAUAUAUCAGGGUUAGAUUUAAGCGAAGGUCAUCUCACUGAUGAUAACACAAUGGGUGACAAUUUUUCUGUCGUUUUUAAAAAGAAAAAACGAACAAAGCAUAAAAUGACUCAAGAAGCAUUUAAUAAAUCCUUUAAUAUAUCUGACAUAAAGUGUAAGGAACCCAUAAAGAACAAACGAUCCACAAAUAGUCAUAUCAAAGAGCCAAAAUUAGUCCCAACUGCUGUAACUUUGGCAUCAAGUUUGAAGUCAAAUGAUAUCACAAGGUCAAGAGUCAUGGAAAAGGCAUCAACCAGUAUAACAAGUUCAGCUCCAUUUGAUAAGGCCACUUUGUGUAGCACCACAGAUCAUGAUAUGGAAGAUAGCAAACAAAUUAAAUCACUAGAUGUUAACAAAGAUGUUAAGUUAGGUAAUGAAGGUUUGUCAGAAAUUUCAAACACAAAAAUCAAUCUCCCACUGGCAAACACAACUGCCGAUGCAUCAUUACCUAAUAUUCACGAAAACAACAUGUCAUCUAAUACGGAAGCAACAUCGAGCUGUUCCACCACAUGCAGAGCUGUGUCUGUUAAUGAUUUCGUGACAUCCAGCGUUACAACAUUUGAUGUUGCUGCCGCAGCAACAUCUGACAUGAAGCCAUCAGUCUCCGACAUUAAGAAUAAUUCAUCAGAAACAGAUGGCCAGCUUAAUGUGGUAACAACCUCAAAAGCAAUACUGAAUACAUCAAACUAUUCUUCCAUGUGUAAAUCUUUGAGCAUUCCUGACAAAGUGUCUAAUUCAAUGAACAUCUUUCUUGACACCCGGUUGACAAAUAAGCCUCAAUUGGCUUCUUCACUUGACAUUCAGUUUGGGUUUGAUGAUGGGGUUGACAAAUUAGAUGAUAAAACAUCACGUCAGCAGCCAACAAAUUUAACAAUCUGUGAUAACCAAGCUAUCUCUCUGUGUAGUAUUGUUGAUGUACAAUUUAUCGACAGAACUGAUCUGAAAACUGGAGAUACAGUAUUAGAAAAAAUUAAUGAAUGUGUACAGUUUGUAAAUAAGCAUUCGCCAGAAAACGCUUCAGAUGAAUCACAAAAGUUGAAAAAUUCUAAUUCAGCAAAGGCUGCAAGUUUUGAUAAAGAAAGUUUUGAAAGUACAAAAAGUGAUAAGGCAAAUUGUAAUCCUUCAGUUCCAAAUGAUGAGAUAAGGUUGGGAAAUAAUGAUGAUAACCUUAUUCCAGAUAACAAUGUCGUUUUGCAUCCAAAUGUAAAAGGAUUGGACAGUUUGAGCAGUGAGUUGAGUGUAAAAGGUAGCGUGUCAAACUCUGACGUAUUUGAUAACAUUUCAAAAGUGAAUACUUCGGUUACAUACAAUUCGUCCUAUCAAACAGAUUUUUCUCAUCCCGUUGGAAUUAUAAUUAAUGAUAGUAAUGUAACUAUGACAGUUGCAAAUGAUCUAGCAAACUUAGAUAUGACUCCGACUAUUUCAACCGAUUUACAUUCUAAACAGUUGUCCAACAAGCAAGAAAACUAUCAAAACAACAUAGAUGCACAAAAGUUUACGAAUAAGACCACAUCAAAUUCAAACUUCUUUUGUACGAAUUCUAAAGAAUUUGAAAACAAAAAAGUAAUAUUAAAGGAUCAUCAUAACAGGAGUAAAACACGCGAUUGUAAAACUCGUGAUCGUAAUGUUAAAUUCAAUAAUCUGGAGGCAUACCAUACAUCUGACACAAAACAAGUUUUUCGGAAAGCGUCAUCAACAUUUGAUUUUAGGAGAACACAGAUUUAUUUGAAUGCAGGUAGAUUUUCCUAUUUCUUUUCAUUUUAA
Helobdella robusta is the source of this 3711-nucleotide messenger RNA. RefSeq lists its product as hypothetical. NCBI's taxonomy places the organism in Eukaryota, Metazoa, Annelida, Clitellata, Rhynchobdellida, Glossiphoniidae. The record is from RefSeq and is a predicted model, not a curated record. The transcript is spliced from 2 exons. Bases 1 to 3711 code for a protein of 1236 amino acids.